CCACGGGCAGCCCGACGGACGCGCGGAGCCCGGAGCAGCAAGGCGUCGGCAGCAGCGGCCAGCUCGAGCCCCGGCGGCGCGGCCAUGGCCGAGCUCAGGUCUCUGUCGGGGGACGCGUACCUGGCGCUGAGCCGUGGCUACGCGGCGGCGGCUGGCCUCGCCCUCGGGGCAGCCCAGGGGCCCGAGGCGGGCCGUGGCUACGGCGCACGGGACCUGGGCGGCGACCUCCCCGCGGCGCCCGCGCCCCGCACCCGGGUUGCGGCGGCCGAGAGCAGCGACGAGCAGAGCGGCGACGAGGACGACGCCUUCGAGCGGCGGCGGCGGAGGCGCGGGCCGGGGGGCGCGGCGGGCGGGCGGAGGCGGCCCCGGGAGCCGCGCUCGCUGCGGCUCAGCAUCAACGCGCGGGAGCGGCGGCGCAUGCACGACCUGAACGACGCGCUGGACGGGCUGCGCGCCGUCAUCCCCUACGCGCACGGCCCGUCGGUGCGCAAGCUCUCCAAGAUCGCCACGCUGCUGCUCGCCAGGAACUACAUCCUCAUGCAGGCGCAGGCCCUGGACGAGAUGCGGCGCCUCGUGGCCUGCCUCCACCAGGUCCCCGGCCUCGCCGCGCCCCUGACGCCCUGCGGCCAGGCUGCCGUGUACCCCUUCUCUGCGGGCGGCGCGCUGCCCCGUCCAGACAAGCGCGCCGCCUGCCCCGGGACGCCCUCGGCGCUUUGUGAGCACUGCGAUGAGAGGCUGUAAGGGCACCCCCACACCCCCUCACCCCUCCGCGCGCGUCACCCGUUUUCGCGCUCCCCGCCCCACCGGACCCUGGCCUCGCCGCCUGCCCCUGUGGCCGAACAGCUUGGGGCCACGGGAAACUCGGAGCCCGUCGGACAGGAGCUGAGCUCUGAGUGGGGCGCUGGAAGCCAUGCCCGGAGUCUGAGGCGUCCAUUGGGCACCUUGCCAACGCCCCCCCCCACCCCCCACACCCCCGCCAGGGGCCUGGGGACGCGGUGGAGGUGACUAGCAGGGCGCACGGUCCUGUGAAAACUAGGCCUUCCCAGCAACUGAGCCCAGGGCUGGCGCAGCGCAGGGACAGAGCGCACCCUGCUUAGCGGGUGGGGCCCUCGUUAGGGCCCGCCCUCCGCUGCCGCUGCCGGCGCCUCUCUUGCCAAACUGCAGGGCUGCGCUCUGGGUGAUCCCGAAGACCUACCACCUCCUGCUUCUGCCGGCUCCACCACCCUGCGCCCCCGCAACCAGUGCGCCCCGCAACUGUCCUUUACAAAGGAGCUGGACUUCGAACGCAAGAAGAGCCGGGUAGUGGCUUUUCGGCUUUCCCUAGUCUGAGGGUGCUUAUCUUCUUGCCUAGCUAGAGGUGCUAACCUCUUGGGGAUGAGUGGACGCCAAGGCCGCUGCCCUCAAGCCUGCAGAAUUGUCCCCAAACAGUCCCUGGACUCUCCAGGGGCGGCCCUGCUGGAGUUGGACGGAGACAGUCCUGCGCCCUGUGCUUCCAGGCGGCUGCAAGGAAGAGGAGGAGCCCGCACCGCCCGCAUUUGGCCGUAGGGUGUGAAGGGAGGGCCGGUCUGGUCCCGGUGACCUGCCAACCCCCUCAAGCUUUUGGGGGAGGAGGCCGGCCACGGGUGAGGACCUAAUGGGGGCCGCACCCUGACUGGUGCAAAGGUGAGGAGCGGCUGUCUCUUACGUGGGUGUGCAGCUCGAAUUCUGCUGCACGGGGUCCACGCGUGGGGACUGAGCUGUCUGCCCAGUUGGUGCCCGAGGGACUCAGCGACAACAUCCGGCUUUAUUAACCCCAUUUUCUCUGCUGUCCUUAAUGCCGUGCUAAUGGGGGAGGACUGCCGCCCUACAAAGCGGCCUGUCUGUAGCAUUUAGCUUUAAUUAAUACAUUUCAAAUGCCCUGUUAUAUCUGCGAAAUGAAGUGUGGUUAAAUCUUACUCAUAAAGAUGUAAGCUUAAUACCAGUUCCUGCUCAUUUCCAUUUUUUCAUUGUCUUUGCCCCUAACAGGCUGGUUUAUCACAGAGCCAAGUGUUGGGAACUAUGUUCCAGAUUCCCUCCAGGUAACUGAGGACAGGACGCUGCAAACUCGAGGGCAUGCGUGCUGGGGACGUUGCUAAGGGGCCCUGGUCAGCGCUGCAAGUUACUCAUCAUCUGACACUAAGGUGCUGCUUCUGGCCAAGACCACAGAUGUCAGUACAUCCUUUGUGUUCAGAUAAAGCAUUUGAUUUCAACUUGUUUAAAUGAUUAAAUUUUA
Messenger RNA from Eptesicus fuscus (big brown bat), 2251 nucleotides. RefSeq names its product basic helix-loop-helix family member e23 (gene BHLHE23). Gene Ontology annotation, molecular function: protein dimerization activity. Lineage: Eukaryota; Metazoa; Chordata; Mammalia; Chiroptera; Vespertilionidae. The record is from RefSeq and is a predicted model, not a curated record. The coding region runs from base 85 to 741 and encodes 218 amino acids. The transcript has a single exon.